Drosophila pseudoobscura is the source of this 3631-nucleotide messenger RNA. RefSeq names its product ESX-1 secretion-associated protein EspB-like. The transcript has a single exon. The record is from RefSeq and is a predicted model, not a curated record. Lineage: Eukaryota; Metazoa; Arthropoda; Insecta; Diptera; Drosophilidae. The coding region runs from base 36 to 848 and encodes 270 amino acids.
UGAUUAGUAGUAAAACUAGCCUAAGUAGCAAUACUAUGACGACAACAAUAAGCAAGCAAGAACUACAACAACAGCAGCAGCAGCAGCAGCAUCAGGCCAUCACCAUCCGCAGCAGCUCGAUGACAGUCGCAGGAGGAGGAGCAGGACCAGGAGCAGCAGCAGCAGCAGGAGCGACACCUCUUCCCUCUCAGUCACAAUUUGACACGCUCAACAACAACUACGGCAGCAGCCUCACUAAUACCAAUACCAAUACCAAUACGAACAUCAGCGAGACACCGCCACGUCGCUCCCUGCUCAACUUCAAGUCCCUGGACUUUCACAUCAAGUCCCUCUACAGCGGACUGCGCACCGGCAGCACAAGCCCCGGCAAUGCGAACAGCUCUCCGGGUGGUGUCCAGGUGCUAGCGCCGGACGGAGGCCAGCGACGGAUGCCGUAUCUGCGCAUCGAGAGCGUCGAUCCAGACGGAGAGCCGUGCGCGGGACCAUCCUCCAGACGAGAGUCGGUUGUGGGUCAGCGAUUGGUCUCGCCCAGCCUCCUCUCUCCAUACAGCGGCGGAGGUGCAGGUGGUGGAGUGGGAGGGGGUGGAACAGGAGCCAGCCUGCUGAUGCCCUCAUCGGAUGGUUCAACCAUACGCCGCUCCUCCACCUCCGACAUUGUGGCCUGCCGUCGUGGCGGCGGAUCCCAGGACAGUCGCCGGCCCAGCACCUCGGAUCUGCUGCGGCGGGCCAGGGAGAGGCGGGGCAGCGAGGCCCGCAUGGGGCGCAGUGUCUCGCACGGCGGACUGACGCGAGGUGGUGGCUCCUUUGGCGGGGGCCUGGGUGGAAGACGCACCAGCAUGGCCUUCUAAAUGAGAGAAGCGAAGCGAGGCAGGAGAUCAAAUCAGAAAUCGGCUGACUAAAUGGCGCUUAUGAAUUUUUAUCUAGAGAAAAAACAAAACAAAAAUAUCAGCGUGUAAGAAAACAAUUUUUUUUCCGUCGAUCUAUCAUUAUUAUUGUUAUACUUAUAAUUGUUAUUCCUCGAAUGAAGAGAACUCAAGUUAAAAACUUCAAAAUGCGUAUUGUAGAUUAAUGGAUGGCAAGACGAAAAGCUGAAACGAACAUAACAUCAAUCUAUCUAUCUAUCUACCCCUAUCAGUCAGUCAAUCUAUUCCCCGUUUCUGCCGGCACUUUCAUCUAAUGUGCACACCUUGAACAUUGAAUCUCUCAACCCAUCUAUCUGUCUCUCAAUCUAUAUAUUUCUUUGUUUCACUGCUCUACGGCCCCCCCGCUCAUAGCAUCGUCCCCAAACUUUUAUGACAAUAUUAGAUCCUAACUAUCGUAAACUAUCGUAUGGCAAAGCAAAGCGAAGCUAGGCAAAGAAUUUCCGCUCUCAAUCUCAAUCGCAAUCUCGUUUCGGUUUUCGAAGAAGGUAGGGAGUGAAGUGGAGUAUCGACCCCAUAAUUACCCUAUGUGACAGUCAUAUCAAGCGAAACCCAAAAGCAACCUAAGUGCAUAAGAAAAACAAAAGAAGAGUCCUUUUGAUUAAUCAAUUAGUAAGCUAAAAGAAACUUUAAAGGAUGGCUGGAUGUUUGGAUGGUUGGACGGAUGAUGCCUCAUUGCAGGAUCGAUAACAAUUUCAGCUAAUAAAAAAAUUCAACUAAUAACAAAAAAGCAAAUACAACUAACACAAUGAACAAUUCAAAUCAAAUCUUAUUAUAUAGAGAACAUUAAUAUUAUGAAAUUAUAAUUAUGAUGUAGUUAAAGGAGCAGCAGCAACAUUCAAGCAAGAACAAAAAUGUUUUUUUUUGUUGAAACAAACCAAAAAAUUAUUAUACAAAAUGCCUUUCAUAGCAGAUGCAACAGAAGCAACAAAGUAUAUAUUUUAAAUAAAUGCAGUAUAUACUAAAUAGAUAUAUAUACACACACACACACACACACACACACACACAUGCAUAUGCCUAGGUAUUGUGAGGAAAUGGAAAAGCAGGAAGGCAGCAGCAAAUUGUUAUUGAUUGCAUCCCAAUAUCCCAUACAUAGACAUAGCCCCCAAACUCCCCCCCCCCCCAAAAAAAAAGCGAAAAACUGAAAUUAUUAUAUAGAAAAGUACAUAUUGUAUGUACAUAUGUAGGAGCCCGAUCCCAUGUAACUAUUUUAUCAUCAUUAUCGAGUACAUAAAGUCUUUCUCACAUACGGACUGUGAUUUCAUGUAAAAGUAAAGUAAAACUAAAUGAAUUAAUUAUAUUAAUGAAGAAUUCAAUAAAUUACAUAUUGUAUAACUUAAGCUAAGUUCAUUAGAGAACAAAUACACACACACACCCACACACACACACUCGUGCAAAUAUUAAGAAAACAAAGAGAACAAAAGCAAAAGCGGAAACUAAAUAGCAAUUUUUCAAAUCGAAUGCCAUUAGACAUACUCGUACAUAUACUCGAAACUCUACUCUACAAUUAAUUAAUCAAAUGCGAUUGCCUUAAUAAUGAAUAAUACCAAACAAAAGUGUGAAAGAGAACAAAAAAAAAAAGGAAAGUGACAGUGAAGAGCUGGUCGGGGGGACGGUGUUCCUCAAAUUUCGAAAUAUAUUAUAUCGUACACCCAUUGCAUCCGAUCCUUGCACUGUUGCUUGAUAAAACGCCCCACACGCAGAUACAAUUGGUUCAAAUCCAUCAGAUACACACACGCAGAAGUAUUUAUAUAUACUUAUGAGAAUGAUUGCAUUUUUUAGUAAGUAGUUAAUCCGUCCUGUCCUCGACAAAAAGGCCAGAAAGAAGGAAAGAAAGACAAGUGGUCGCUGCUGCUUAACCGAUAACCGUUUCGCUCGUUAGACUGCUUAACUUUAACCGUUAACCGCUAGACUCGUAAUCGCUAGCAGAGUAACAGUACAAUUACGAUGCUGUACUGGUACAGUGCGUUUCGAGGCUUCAAGACUGUUGUCAAGCUCAACCAAUUACUGAAUCCAGAUCCAGUCAGACGACAACUAGCAUUUACUCAACUUUUGUGAUGAACAAACCCUCUCUUUCUAAGAUUCGUUCACCCCUCCCUCAAAAAGGGUGAACGGUUAAGUGUGUACAGUCGCCACAAAAUAUCGUACUGGGAUCGGUCGGCUAGCAGCGUCACAGCAUCCAUCAAUUGUGGAACCAGAAAGCAAUAAUGCGAAACCAAUGCUGAAUAUUGUUCAACCAACGAAUUGAUACACGUACACACCAACGCAUACAUACACACAUACACCGCCCCCCACACACACACACACACACACACAUAUAUAGAUUUCGGCACAUUUCGAAGAAUUAUUGAGAAUUAUUUGAGGCCGUUGUUAUCGCAGCUAUUCUUGAGUCAGGAUUCUACAGGACUCUAGGGCCCGUAGCUAGUAAAAAUUAAUAAGAGUAUGCAUCCCAUGUACGGGUGAGCGUAUGCCUAAUUGUAUCCAAAAACACCUACAAUAUACAGACACGGGAUGUACGACAAAAACAACAGAAAUGUUCUAAGCAAAUGCAAACAGAAAAACUAAUAAUUAUAAUAAUAAUAAAAAGAACCGUAACAGAAAGUAUUAAGCGAGAGCGAGACAGCAAUAUAAAUGAGAGAGAUGGGAGAUUAUACUCCAGUGAAUAAAUCUAGUCUACAAAUUUUACUUGACUUAAACAAAAAAAAAAAAAA